CGCUUCCUGUGACGCAGUGAGAUUUUAAAACAUUGUCCUUCUCAGUAAUGGCGGCUUCGUUCCCUUCGCUUUCGCUAAAUAACAAUAAAUGGUACUUCACGCGCGAACAAAUCGAAAACAGCCCAUCUCGCCGAGCGGGACUUGAUCCCGACAAAGAGCUCUCGUACCGACAGCAAGCUGCUAAUCUGCUGCAGGACAUGGGACAGCGGCUCAACGUGUCUCAACUUACAAUUAACACUGCCAUUGUGUAUAUGCAUCGGUUCUACAUGAUCCAGUCCUUCACUCGCUUCCACCGUAAUGUGAUUGCUCCUGCAGCUCUCUUUUUAGCCGCGAAAGUGGAAGAACAGCCCCGCAAGCUAGAGCAUGUGAUUAAGGUGACCCAUGCAUGUCUCAAUCCUCAGGACCCGUCACCAGACAUCAGGAGUGAUACAUACCUGCAACAAGCCCAAGACCUGGUCAUUCUUGAGAGCAUUAUACUCCAGACCCUGGCUUUUGAGAUCACCAUUGAUCAUCCCCACACACAUGUUGUCAAGUGUACCCAGCUUGUGCGAGGUGAGAACCACCUGCUCACUAUAAACUGUGCUUCGUAUUGCUCAGUUAUGGGUACUUCUAGCUCACCAAGAUCAAAGAUUUCACGUCUUGAUUAUGAGCUUCCCUUUAUUGUUCCAGCGAGUAAGGACUUGGCUCAAACCUCAUAUUUCAUGGCAACAAACAGUCUCCACUUGACUACAUUCUGCCUGCAGUACAGCCCUCCCAUCGUAGCUUGUGUUUGUAUUCAUCUGGCUUGCAAAUGGUCCAACUGGGAGAUUCCAGUUUCCACAGACGGCAAGCACUGGUGGGAGUAUGUUGACCCCACGGUGACCCUUGAGCUGUUGGAUGAGCUCACUCAUGAGUUCCUGCAGAUCUUGGAGAAGACGCCCAGCCGCUUAAAACGCAUCAGAAACUGGAAAGCUGCAGGACAAACUACCAAGAAAUCAAAAUUGCAAGAUGGUGAUCAGUCAGAAGCCAUUUUGAACAUGAUCUCCAUGGCAUCAUCCGACAGUACAUUGGCCGGGCUGAUGAGCCUCUCCGCCCCACCCUCCGGUUCCUCCAUGGACUCCUCCGCUGACGACCACAGCGUUGCUCCCUCAUCCCAACACUGGCAGCCUCCUGCCAAGGAGCAGCCCACCACCAAUGAGCUUCAUGCGCCUGCUAAGUUGUCUCUGAAUGAGUAUCGGGUGAAGCACGCAGACGAGCUGGCGGCGCAGAAGCGGAAGUUGGAGAACAUGGAGGCUAGUGUGAAACAGGGAUACGCCACUGCCACCCAGGCCCUCAUGAACCAGCAGAGGAAGGAGAAGCACCAUCACCACCAGCAGUCCAGCUCUAGUUCCUCAGACCUAAACAACCCCUCACCUAUCGUCCUGAAGAUCCCACUGGACGAGCGAACGGAACGGCGUUCCAUAAAAAUGCGCUUGGCAGUGCCAGGCCAAUCAAGCAGCGGCGGGAACAGCAGCAGUAGCAGCAGUCGAGGAUCCGAGCCGGAUAUUAAAGUGCGGAUUCGGGUUCCAGAAAGGCGUAGCGGGUCCGGAGAAGACGGGAAAAGUCGCGAGAAGCACCGAGAGCGGUCCAACCACCAUCACCAUCACCACCACCACUCCUCCUCUUCCACCACCGGCUCUUUAUCAGCAUCGUCUUCCUCAUCCUCAGCACAAAAACACUCGAGUUCUGCCAGCGCUUCAGGAAGUAGCAAAAAGGUCUCAGGUGACUCUAUGCGAACGAGUUCUUCGUCAUCCUCAUCCCGAAAAAGGACCCACCUGCCAGAUCCUUCUUCUGGCAGCCAUUCCUCGAAAGUCAGCAAAUCGUCCAGAAACUCAUUUCAGUUGCCGACGCUUCCUGGAGUGCCCUCCCACGCGAUGGGUCAGGGGUCCGACAUCCUUCCCUCGCUGAGCCUCUCACACCAUCAGGGAAACUAUUCACACUCCAAGUUGGACAAAGCCGACACGAACGGGCACAAUACGGGCAGCCAGUCCAACGAGUACCAGGACACGUUUGACAUGUUGAACUCGCUGCUCAGUGCGCAGGGGGUGCAGCCGGCGCAACCUCAGAUGUUUGACUAUCGCUCUCAGUACGGAGAGUAUCGGUAUAGCAGUAGCGCUCGUGGAGGAACCCAAGCACCACCUUUACCCUCAGAACCACCUCCACCUCUGCCGCCACUGCCCAAAUAAACCCCUUUCCGCUCAUCCGUCCACAUACGCUGAUCAAAUCAGUCGUCUUGGGAACCCUGGGUUCCUUUUGUGCAUCUAACUUGGUGAUAUUGAGUUUGACAGCAGAGUAAUGUAAGGCAAAAAAUGUACCUGGUGAAUCUUUGCCCUCAUGUUGUCUUGCGUUUUGUGCGAGCGAGUGUGUUCACAACACCCAUCUGUGGCAAUAAUGUUAUAAUAGAACAAAAUAUUGCAAAAAAAAAAAAAAGCAAAAAUGUUAUUUAUUGAAAAAAAAAUUGUACAUGCUAUUUUUGAUGUUGCUCAGUUUUAUAUCAGCUCUAACAGAAAAGCAUAAUGGAAUUAAGGGUAUGUAUUACUGAAUGAGAGGGAUCCAUUGUCCUCUUUAAAAAAAGUAAAUGCAAAAAGGAAAAUGUUUUUGUUUAAUGUAUGGAUUUAAGUCUUGCUAACAAUAUAUGUCUUUUUUAUCGAGUAUGGUAUUUAUUAUUAGCCUUUU
Molecule: messenger RNA, 2694 nt
Organism: Sinocyclocheilus anshuiensis
Lineage: Eukaryota; Metazoa; Chordata; Actinopteri; Cypriniformes; Cyprinidae
Gene: ccnt1
Product: cyclin T1
Exons: 8
Coding region: 48-2204 (718 amino acids)
Biological process (GO): regulation of transcription by RNA polymerase II
Molecular function (GO): cyclin-dependent protein serine/threonine kinase regulator activity
Source: RefSeq, a predicted model, not a curated record